UCCUUUCACCGGUUGUCCCCGUGUCGGAAGCUUUCUCCGGCAUGGAAGGAGUCGGGGAACCGAGAAGCAGCCCCACCACAUGCUUCAGAUCGAUGCGUUUCCAUCUCAGCCUGAAAUCAUUGACAUAUUUCCUCAUUCUCCUGACAAUCAUCAAAUUAGUUCUGCUCAAGAGCUACUAAAUUAUUUUCGUUGAUAACAUAAUGGUUUAAGAUUACGCAUCCGUGCAUCUCCAUGUGCAUGUGACUGGGUUUAUAUGUACAGAUCCUAAUACUAGGUUACAAAGUCUGUGAUCGUUUCUAACCGGUAGUUUAUUACUGGUCUGGACAAAUAAAGUCUGCUCUUCCGACUGAAAUGAGAUUAUAAUAUUCUGGAUAAUUGUGAAAGGUGCAAAAAAUUCAGGACUGAAAAAGAAUUUUUUUCUAAUCAACUUUGACGAUGGGGCAGAUCCUCGUCAACCUGUCCACUGGAGCUCUGCUGCUUCUGGGGCUGUUGACGUCGUGUCCGAACACUGUGCAGGGUAUGCGCGGACCACACCACCCACGAAAUAGUCCCAAAGUUGUCAGUCCAGGCCACACCCACGGCCAGCAACACAACCAUUACGUGCCCCGCGUUAGUCCGGACCAGCCAGCCCCCAUCCUCACCCACGAUAAGAACGUGCUUCACGAUCAAGAACAUAUUAAGGAAGAUCUCGGGGAAUGGGUGACCGCUGAUGGAAAAGAAAUGACUCCGGAAGAAAUGGAGUUUCACUAUUUCAAGAUGCAUGACUUCGACAACAACAGUCUGCUCGACGGCCUCGAAAUUUUACAAGCGAUUUCUCACAUUAUGCCUGAUGAUGGGGAUGGUGUGGACCUGGGCAAAGGAUCUGCAGCUAUCAAUGCAGAAAAUCAAAAAAGAAUGACCACUGAAGAAGAGAGACAAAAACAAACGGACGAUGACUUUAACUAUUACAUUGAGCUAAUUGAUCGAGUACUUGAGGAGGAUGAUUUGAACAGGGACGGAUACUUGAGUUAUUUCGAGUAUGCGGUUGGACGACGCAGAGAUGAUAAAAGAGAAAAAGCCUUACGAUCCUCAAACCCAAGCCAAAUCUAAAAAUAGCAAACAAAUCAGUCUAUAUUUUUUGAUCACGGUCAACAUUUGCUCUGUUGAUCAUCGUUAUGAUUUAUUUCAGUUAGGUAUAUGUGUAUAAGUAAAAGAGCAUUGUUGUUGUUGUUAUUAUUCUAAUGUUAUCUAAAAAUAUUCUGUUUGUUACUUAAUUAAGUAUUAGUCAUUUAUACUUUACAACAUGAAUGGCUACGCAUGCCCAUACUGACAAUAAAUAAAUAAAAAUCCUAAAAAUUAA
Molecule: messenger RNA, 1339 nt
Organism: Folsomia candida
Lineage: Eukaryota; Metazoa; Arthropoda; Collembola; Entomobryomorpha; Isotomidae
Product: multiple coagulation factor deficiency protein 2 homolog
Exons: 6
Coding region: 436-1089 (217 amino acids)
Source: RefSeq, a predicted model, not a curated record